AUGGAAAAAGAACGGUCAAGAGGGUCACUUUCCAGCUAUUUUUCCCCUGUGGCACAGGUGAGGAAGGCUCUGCAGAAAAUCAUGGCCCUUUUAUCUGCCAAUGGUAUAGCUGCUGUGAACAACUCUGACACUCGCGUAACAGGCUGCCUCCUCACUGGCAUCCCUGGGCUGGAGCACCUACACAUCUGGCUCUCCAUCCCUUUCUGCACCAUGUAUAUAGCCUCCCUGGCAGGCAAUGGCAUUCUAAUUUGUGUCAUCCUUUCCCAGCCAAGCCUGCAUGAGCCCAUGUACAUAUUCCUGUCCAUGCUGGCCAGUGCUGAUGUCUUGCUCUCUACUUCCACCAUGCCCAAGGCACUGGCCAACUUCUGGCUUGGUUCCAGCCACAUUUCCUUUGAUGGAUGCCUCACCCAGAUGUUCUUCAUCCACUUUCUUUUUGUGGCCGACUCUGCUGUCCUCUUGGCCAUGGCCUUUGACCGCUAUGUGGCCAUCUGCUCCCCUCUGCAUUAUGCCACGAUCCUCACAAGUAAGGCCAUUGGGAAGAUUGCCACUGCCACCAUGACCCGCAGCUUCAUCAUCAUGUUUCCAUCCAUCUUUCUCCUCAAGCGCCUGCACUAUUGCCGGAUCAACAUCAUUGCACACACAUUUUGUGAACACAUGGGCAUCGCCCGUCUGUCCUGUUCUGAUAUCUCCAUCAAUGUCUGGUAUGGCUUGGCAGCUGCUCUCCUCUCCACAGGCCUGGACAUCAUCCUUAUUGCUGUUUCCUACAUCCAUAUCCUCCGAGCUGUCUUCCACCUCCCUUCUCGAGAGGCCCGCUCCAAGGCCCUGAGCACCUGUGGAUCCCAUGUCUGUGUCAUUCUGCUCUUCUAUAUCCCUGCCCUCUUUUCUGUCUUUGCCUACAGGUUUGGUGGGAGACGUAUCCCACGCUAUGUCCAUAUCCUCCUGGCCAACCUCUAUGUGGUCAUCCCGCCUAUGCUCAAUCCCAUUAUUUAUGGAGUGAGGACCAAGCAAAUUUUGGAAGGAGCUAAGCAGAUGUUUUCAAAUAUGGUCAAAGAAUCUAAAUAAAUCCU
This is a messenger RNA of Microcebus murinus (gray mouse lemur), 1067 nucleotides long. RefSeq names its product olfactory receptor 52B6. NCBI's taxonomy places the organism in Eukaryota, Metazoa, Chordata, Mammalia, Primates, Cheirogaleidae. Gene Ontology annotation, biological process: G protein-coupled receptor signaling pathway. The record is from RefSeq and is a predicted model, not a curated record. Gene Ontology annotation, cellular component: plasma membrane. Gene Ontology annotation, molecular function: olfactory receptor activity; G protein-coupled receptor activity.